GUUUGCACUCGUCUAUUCUACAAAAAAAAAUUAGUUUCGAUGAACAAAAUUUUGGAAUCCUUUAAAAAAUGACCGGCUUUAAUUAUUAGUAUAGUGAUUGCAUCGAUAAAAGAGCUACUUUAUCUUCUAAACACAGCAAUGAAUUAUGAUGUAACUUGUUGUUUUUAAACACGAAUUUACAAACGAUCGACCGAUUAUUUUCCACGUGUAAUAAGCACUUGAGAUACUGAAAUUAACAUGAACAUGUUCUCGUGCUGUCUCAUCACUGCGUAUUGUAAUGUCAUUCACUCGAGUGGUAAAAUGUCUCGAGAUAAUCGUAUAAAAAUAUUUCACUAUUGAACUCGCAGCUACUGGGUGCGAACAAUUUGUACUCAAUUUUUGUUUUAAAAUUAUGAAUUCUUUCAGAACUAUAAUCAAUAAUUUAUUCAAUAAGCAUUUAUUUAUCACUAAUGUAGCCAGUAGUUCACUUCUGAUGGCCGCCGGAGAUGCGAUCGAACAAAAAAUGGAUUUUGCUGACAAAGGGGAGAGUCAUAAAUGGUCCAGAACAGGCAACAUGAUAGGUGUUGGUCUUCUCUUAGGACCUCUACAGCAUAUAUUUUAUAAAUGUAUCGACGAAAGGUUUCCCAGUCGAGAUAUCAGAUCUGUAUUCAAAAAGAUAGCAUUAGACCAAAUAAUAGCAUCGCCGGUGUAUAUUGUAGCAUUUUUCAUUUGCUGUGGAACAUUGGAAAGAAAAAUUGAAGAAUCUAAGAAAGAAAUCAAAAAUAAAUUCUUCGAUAUUUACACAGUCGAUUGUCUCGUAUGGCCACCUUCACAAUUUAUCAAUUUCUUUUUUGUCAGUCCUCAAUUUAGAAUGUUGUACGUGAAUUGUACCACCAUGAUUUACGAUGUAUUUUUAACCUAUAUCAAACACAAGGAUACCAGUUCAUCGUCGAGUGGAAGACUCCAGUAAUCAAAGAACAAAUUAAUUUAAGUAUUUUUAUAAUAAAACAACGUAUGUACAAUAGAGAAUACAAUACUAUCUCGA
Molecule: messenger RNA, 1024 nt
Organism: Planococcus citri (citrus mealybug)
Lineage: Eukaryota; Metazoa; Arthropoda; Insecta; Hemiptera; Pseudococcidae
Product: mpv17-like protein 2
Exons: 4
Coding region: 392-949 (185 amino acids)
Biological process (GO): cellular response to reactive oxygen species; mitochondrial ribosome assembly
Cellular component (GO): cytoplasm; mitochondrion; membrane
Source: RefSeq, a predicted model, not a curated record